Molecule: messenger RNA, 1551 nt
Organism: Musca vetustissima
Lineage: Eukaryota; Metazoa; Arthropoda; Insecta; Diptera; Muscidae
Gene: Nemp
Product: nuclear envelope integral membrane protein
Exons: 4
Coding region: 1-1551 (516 amino acids)
Cellular component (GO): nuclear envelope
Source: RefSeq, a predicted model, not a curated record
AUGAAAAUUUUAAUAAUUUUGAUAUUCGUCUCAAUUUUGGCGACGCAAGCUGCUGAACUUGUACCCAACUCGGCGACUACACGGAACAAUAACAAAGUACGCUAUUUGGAGGCUGGUGAAAUCUACAACUACGAACCCUUGCGACGCGGCCGUGGCUUCUUCGAACGGGAUCUGCGUACCUAUUGCUACAAGGGCGAGGAAAGAACACUGAGGCGUCUUUUCGAAACUGUCGAGCUGAUUUUAGAAAUUGAAGGUGACGAUUAUACCCAAUAUGAUGGUGCAACACCGGAGGAAGUGCAACAACACUACGAUGAACAUCGUUCCCUGUUCAGCUUCAAUUUGUUUAGUCAGAAACGUGCUCGUCUAUCUCUGUCACCGUUCGUUUCCAGUUGUAUGGGCAUUGAAACGAUUGAACCCUAUCGUAUACGUUUACAUAAGGUACGCGUUGAUUUCUGGCGUGUCCUUCAAUUGAUAAUUGGUUGUUUGGUAUUCCAAUAUGCGGGGAAAUUAUCGCAUAAUUCCCUUUUUUAUUAUAUUACUGGUGUAGCUUUGGGUAUAUGUUCAUCAUUUAUGCUGCUGAUAUGGUUGUCAAGCAAACUUGUACCAAGACGUACCAUGAUGUAUGGUGUAUUGAUUGGCGGCUGGACCAUUGGUUUAUAUGUCAUACAAAUGUUGUGGGAAAAUCUGCAAGUCAUUAUUGUGACCUAUCGCACCUAUGUCUUUUGGUAUAUUUUAAUAACUGGUGUUGUUUCCUUCUUCUUCUGCUAUCGUUGGGGACCGCCGACAAAUAAACGUUCCAAAAAUAUUAUCAAAUGGCUGUUACAAUUGAUGUCGCUACUGCUCAUUUAUUUGUCCAGUUAUUAUGAGGAGGCAACUGCAGCAAUAAUUAUAAUUACCAUCGUUUUGCAUUACUUCCCACGCUCUCUAUGGUAUAAAUGUCGUGCUUUCUGGUUGCGUAAAUUUCCACCCAAACGUCGGCUGCUUACCAACGAAGAAUACUAUGAACAGGGAGUGCGUGAGACAACCAAAGCUUUGGAAGAAUUGCGGCAAUAUGCUAGCAGCCCCAAUUGUAAUCAAUGGAGGGUUAUGUGUAAGCUACGUGACCCCUUACGUUUUGCCGCCUUUGUUGAGGGUGCCUCUCACUUGCGCGAUGAAGAAAUUUUACGUUUUGAAUCGUCCAAAUACGAUGAAGAUGAUGAUAGCAAUGAUUCAGAUAUUAUAUUGGAGGAUAGUGAAAGUGAAGAACAUAAUCACCAUACUUACAAUAAAUCACGUCGUUCUACUUCGCGCCAACCUUUACAAGAUGAUAUUAGCGAAGAUGAAGAUUAUAAUAAUGAUGGUGAUAACAUAUCUCGAAGUGGAACACCACAAAAUAGCAGUAGAUUACGUUAUAGUCUAGGAGCAUCUACCUCAUCAGCUGGAAGACAAAGAGCUGUAGGACGUCAUUUAACACCAAUAAAUUCUGUACACAAAACAACAACACGCUCAAGUGUAACAAGAUCCGCAAGUAGAAUAUCAAGACGCGAAGAACGUGAUGAAUUCAGUGAUUAA